AUGUCUUCAGUGGAUUCCAGAAAGGAUUUCCUAGAGUUUCCUGGAGACACUCAGAUCGCAGGCGAGAAGCUUCCCUGGGAAGACUCAGGAUGGGUCCGUCUUUUUCUAAAACUGACCAUACUUCGAAGUAAAACACUUAGCAUGUCCAAAAUGGAUCACUUAUCAAAUAAAAAUUCAUUGUUAUACAAAUUGUCUUCUCGAACGAGUGUGACUCGUCGAGACUUGCUGGGAGCUGAAAAUGCUCCUUGUUAUACUUUAUUACCUCAGAGGAGGUUGGCCCGGGCGGCGAAAGGAAUCGCCCGGAGGAAAAUCCAAGAGUACUUUGGGAUGACGACCAACGGACCGGACCAAGGUAAAACUGAAGCUGCUGACCGGAAGAGGAGAACAUGCCAUCAUUUCCCUGAAGUGGAGACAAACACCCAGGGAAAGAAGAGGACGAUGGAGGAGGCUGAAGCGUCAGAACCGACCAUGAAAAGACGCAAAGUAGCUGAAGAUGGCAAUGCAGCAAUUAGGCAAGUUCUCCGGCCAGCAAAGAGAGCCACCAAACAGAGGCGGAACGUCAGGACCAGAGCAGUCAGUCACUUCCCUCAAGUAUUGAGAAACACUGAGGGAAUGAAGAGAAACCUGGAGGGCGCCGAAGAGACAGUCCCGAACACCGAGCCACGAAGAACGGACCAAGACGGAAAGGCAUGUCCCCGAAGGCCUCUGCUAAAAGUGAAUCGAGGAGGCAGAAAGGCAGAGGUUGCACGGAACAAGAACUUGUACAAUUCCCUGAUAGAACUGCAAGACAGCAAUGGAAAGAAGAGGAAGAGGGAAGAGGAGGGCAAGGUGGAAGAGCUGAAAAUCAUGCAAUGGAACACCGAAGAAGCAGGCAAGACGGAGCCGCUGAACAAAAGACGGAAGGUGGAUCCAGACUUGCUCGGAGCCAAAAAGGCUCGUCCUCUCGGUCCGCCGAAGGCACAGCAGCGGCUCCCCCGACAGGCAAAGGCCAAUGCGGCGGCGAGAAUCCAUGAUCUCUAUGGUGCCAAGGCUAAGAGGGCCGAGCAUGGACCAAAGGCGGCAGUGGCGGCGGCACCUGAGGGCAAGACAGAAGAGGCGGCAAUGAAAGGGAAAAUGAAUGAGGAAGGAAAGACAAGAGAAGAGAAGAGAGUGAAGAAAGGGAAUCUUCCUCCUCCCAAUGAACCCCAAAAGGAGCUGCCUGGAAGAAAGAAAGUGAAGGACCAGCUGCCGCCAAAGAAGAUGCCUGAUAGAAAGAAAGUGAAGGACGAGCCUCCUCUACCAGAGAAGCAACCUGAAAAGGGGAAACUGAAGGACGAACCACCACCAGAGAAGAAGCCUAGAGGAAGGAAAGCGAAGGACACCAACGCAACCAAGGACCAAAAGAAGGGGAAUGGGAAGCCCACAGUAGAAGAGUUGAGCGAGGCUGAGGUGAAGAGGCUUCUGCUCAAUGGACAAGAGUUGGGUUCAGGAUGCUACGGAACUGCUUACAAAGUCCUUCACAAGGGAAAGGAAGCAGUGCUGAAAGUGGCCAACGAAGACCUGAGGCAAGUGAGAGCAGCCUUCAAAAAGGAGGCUAAAACGCUCAAGGACCUCCAAGGCGCAGGAGGAGCUCCUAUUCUACUUGGGACCUGUAGUAAGCCAACCGCCAUCCUCAUGGACUAUUGUUGUGGCAAAGAGUUCUAUUCGUUCAUAUACGACUCGAAGACCUUGCCUUCCCGCGCCUUGCAAGCACUUCCGGACAUUGCAAGGAGGCUCCACGAAAUCCACCUGGCAGGCUAUAUCCAUGUGGAUUUGAAGACGGAUAAUGUGAUGGUCAACAAACAGGUGCAGCCCCGAAUAAUCGACUUCGGAUUAGCAGUGAAAAGGGGCACGAAGAUAAAGGUAUGGCCCAAUAUGUCCUGA
Molecule: messenger RNA, 1902 nt
Organism: Macrobrachium nipponense
Lineage: Eukaryota; Metazoa; Arthropoda; Malacostraca; Decapoda; Palaemonidae
Product: triadin-like
Exons: 1
Coding region: 1-1902 (633 amino acids)
Biological process (GO): signal transduction; protein phosphorylation
Cellular component (GO): cytoplasm
Molecular function (GO): protein kinase activity; ATP binding
Source: RefSeq, a predicted model, not a curated record